This is a messenger RNA of Triticum turgidum subsp. durum (durum wheat), 708 nucleotides long. The record is from the annotation of a GenBank genome assembly. Lineage: Eukaryota; Viridiplantae; Streptophyta; Magnoliopsida; Poales; Poaceae.
AUGGAAAUUUUAUCAAAGCUUCAGGGCAAUGAUGCGGAGGUACCAACGGCAGAGCUUGCUGUUGUAGCAACAUGGUACAUAUGGUGGCAGCGCCGACAGAUAGUAAAGGGAGUCAAAGUCCAAACGCCGGAAAAAACUGCACUAGCCAUCAAGGUUUUGGCGACAAAUUACCUCAGGUCAACUAUACCCAAAGGACCAAUACGUAAGAACGACCACAUGUGGAGGAAACCAGGAUAUGGGAUCGCGAAGAUAAAUGUUGAUGCUUCCUUUCAGUAUGAAACACUUUCAGGUGCUUGUGGUGCUGUGGCUCGGGACUACCGAGGUGAUUUUAUUGCUGCAGCAAGUUGGUUUGUUCCAAACAUCAGUGGAGUUGACUCAGCUGAGCUAACUGCCAUCAGAAACGGGAUAUACUUGGCAACUCACAUUGGAUGCAACAAUAUAGAAAUUGAAUCAGAUUGUUCGUUUGCAGUGAACUCGCUGAACCAAGUUGAUGAUUAUUUAGGCCCGGAGGUAGCUAUCAUCACAGAGUAUAAACAACUUAUGAUGGACUUUGCGUCCAUAUCCUUCAGACAUUGUUAUAGAGAGGCCAAUCAGGUGGCAGAUGAAUUAGCAAAGAACACUUUUACUACUAGAUCCUCUAGUUCUUGGGAUGAUGAGAUCCCUGAUUUUAUUUCUCAUCUGCUUGUAAAUGACAUGUCUAUUAUUUGA